AUGUCUUCUACACCCUCAUUACCAACAAAUGAGUCCAGGUUGAAAACCCCAUGGAUCAUGCUUGCUGUGGCAAGCGGUGCCUUCGCCGCGCUAAACGGGCUCUUCGCGAAAUUAACAACGGAUAAUAACACUUCUGCCUUUGCUCAAUCUCUCGCACACCUAUUCGGCCUUGAUUCCUCCCCAUUUCUAGAGCUUCUCGUCCGAGGUAUCUGCCUCGGUCUCAACGUUAUAUGUAACAUAAUAAUGUGGGCCCUCUUCACUCGCGCCCUGACAGCCGGCCCUUCAACAGUAAAGGUCUCUAUCACAAAUACCUCAUCCAACUUCCUUGUUACGGCGCUCUUGGGCAUGGUGGUGUUUCGGGAGGCUGUUGGUGGGCUUUGGUGGCUUGGGGCUGCUAUGAUGGGUGCUGGGUGUAUUUUGGUUGGGAUGCGCGAGGGGGCGUAG
This is a messenger RNA of Penicillium taxi, 444 nucleotides long. RefSeq lists its product as uncharacterized. The transcript is spliced from 3 exons. The record is from RefSeq and is a predicted model, not a curated record. Bases 1 to 444 code for a protein of 147 amino acids. NCBI's taxonomy places the organism in Eukaryota, Fungi, Ascomycota, Eurotiomycetes, Eurotiales, Aspergillaceae.